AUGUCGACCUCUACCAGAAACCACCUGCACGCCAUCUACACCUCCCCUCAACCCUCCACCCAGACCCAGACCUUCCAACACGACCUUUCCCCAGCCCCGGUACCCUCCAACACGUCGUCCAAGGUGGCCUAUCUGGGAGAACUGAGACAGUUGGUUCCGAAAUUGCAGGACGAAAUCAAUGUGUUCCUGACGGAGCGCAUGGAAGAGGAUAAGAAGGCUGCGGAGGCACAAGGGAGGAAGGAAUCGGAGAAAGAAGCCAAGGAGGAAGAAAACUAUGGAGAGGAAAAUGUGGAGGAGGAUGCUUGA
Messenger RNA from Aspergillus ruber CBS 135680, 306 nucleotides. RefSeq lists its product as uncharacterized. The record is from RefSeq and is a predicted model, not a curated record. The coding region runs from base 1 to 306 and encodes 101 amino acids. The transcript has a single exon. NCBI's taxonomy places the organism in Eukaryota, Fungi, Ascomycota, Eurotiomycetes, Eurotiales, Aspergillaceae.